ACAGCUUGUUAAGAUUUGUCAACAGGCAGUGGAGAGACACAUUUUAUUAGAUAUUUUAACAUGAAGGUUUAUUUAGUUAAUGACCUGUUUAUCUGUCAUCAGACAGAUUUUCUAACUUUCUACCCUCAGAGUAAUUUACACAGAAGCUGAAUCCUGGAGGUAAAGACUGAGUCUCCUCAUGUCUGAAUCACUUGAGUGAAUUUUAUUCUGGUUAAUGGACGUCCCCAUCAGAGGAUGCGAGAGUAGUGAGUUCCCUUUUUUACAGGAAAUUGACUGCACCUGUUGUGUAACAGUGAUCCAGCAUGAAGAGGAUCAGGACCUGAAACUGAAGCAGCUUUAACACCACCAUUCAUUUCACCUAACUUCAGAGAGGAGGAAUGAAUCUCAGUCUGUAGUUCAGGCUUUAGUACAGUCUGUUAGUCUGUAGUUCAGUCUUUAAGGCUGUAGUUCAGUCUUUAAGGCUGUAGUUCAGUCUGUCAGUCUGUAGUUCAGACUGUAGUUCAGUCUUUAAGGCUGUAGUUCAGUCUGUCAGUCUGUAGUUCAGUCUGUUAGUCUGUAGUUCAGUCUUUAAGGCUGUAGUUCAGUCUGUCAGUCUGUAGUUCAGUCUGUUAGUCUGUAGUUCAGACUGUAGUUCAGUCUGUCAGUCUGUAGUUCAGUCUGUCAGGCUGUAGUUCAGUCUGUUAAUCUAUAGUUCAGUCUGUCAGUCUGUAGUUCAGUCUGUCAGGCUGUAGUUCAGUCUGUAGUUCAGGCUGUAAAUAUGUUUGACAGGCUGGUUCGACUAAGCGCUGUGAGAUAGUCCUCCCUCCAUCUUGUUUGUUCUCCACACAGAGACAAAGACAGUGGUCAGUUUAAAGAGUGGAGCAUGUGAUGGUCAUCAGGUGACUGAGGUUGUGUUUCAGUCUUACUGUAUGUCAUUGUGUGAGCCCUGUGUUAGCCCAGUGUUAGCUGCAGGCUGUUCAGAUGCUAAUCCACAUUCCAAGGCAACAGACAGAGAACUACUGACUGAAUAUCUGUCUGAAGUUUAGAGAAAACACUCUGUGUGAGCUACAGACGGCUCUCUGUAAAAAGCUGGACUGAGCUCUGAGACUCCCACAGGCUGAAAGGAUGAUGUAGCUGCUCCACCUUCCCCCUGUUCUGAGUAUCGGGCCUCCAUGUGGUGGGAGUCACAGAACAGGGAGAGGCUGUACAGGCCUGUACAGACCUGUCCAUGAAUGCAGGGAGAAAAUAUUCAGACAAUCGUCUUCCUCAGCUUUUCUUCCACAGGGAACAUAACAACAGGAGCCUCCUUUUGUACAGAAUCAGAGUUGAUUCUGUACAAAAGCAAACACUCAGCUCAGAUCAGCCUCCUCAGAAAAACAUGGAAGCUCCAUUAUUAUGUAAUAAUAUGUCAACAGACGGACGGUUUCAUUAUAACUGUGUUGUAAGUCUGACUUUUCUGCUCACAUUAAAAAAAGAAGCUAAAAUAUCAGUCUGUUGUUCUCUCGGUCUGUUAGAGUGAGUGAAGACCAGGUUCUGGUCUCAGACUCCUGAAGAAACCUUCACUGCAGUUUCUGAAACCUGAAUAUAAAUCAGAGACACAGGGACACCUCAGUCACAGGUUCAGACACACCUGAAUCAGAAAUUUAAAAUCUGUAGUCACUGUCACUGACUGACUGUCAGAAACCUGGACCAUCAGGGACCAGGACCAUCAGAAACCAGGGCCAUCAGAAACCUGGACCAUCAGGAACCAGGACCAGGAUCAGGAUUAGACUAAACUGGUGAAUGAGGAGUGAAGUCCUCAGUCUGACUCUGAGGACUUUUGUUGACUCAGUCCUCAUCUCUGCUGUAAACACUCACAUAAACAAAAUAACAGACUCUGGACUGAAGGUUCAAACUCUGUCUCUGAAUCAACAGGCCUGAAACACAGAUCAACACAGAUCCAAACUUAACAUUUUAAAUUCAUCAUUAUGUUUUAAUGAUCACAUCUGACCCCAUCUACCAUUACCAAGCUUAUGAAUGUCUAACAAGUAUCUUAAAUACAACACAUCUGUAGAAAAGCCAACCUACUGGAAGCUAUUUUAAAACAAAUCUGACUGAUGUAAAUGUACACAGUAUCCACUACAGUUUUUCUAUGAUAAUUUAAUUUAUGUUUGAUUAACUGCAGCUGCACCACAUCAACACAAAACUCAACUAAAUGGAGUCAUGAAAUAUUUUUUAAACACUUUAUUUGAAAUGAAAAUACAAUAAAUUCAGAGAUUUCUUAAUAAAUGGCCUGAUCUCAGGCACACCUUGUUAUUGCUGAAUAAAUUCUACUGAAUCAAACUGACAGUGAUCAGUCAGAGUCAGAUCACCUCAGUCAGAGUUAGUGUCUGAGACAUGGAGACAGCUGAACAGUGUUUCCUCUGUAAAGACGUCACGAUGAUUCAGUUGAGUCAGUUUCAGCCUCUGUGAAGAGGAAACGUCAGAAAGGAACAGAGGAUGGAUCUGAUCUGAACGUUCACUGCUCUGCUCUGAAAAAUAACUGAGAUGAUGGGUUCUAACCUGAGAGCAUCAGAUCUGACUCAGACUGUCCGGAAACCUCACGCCUCAUUACAGGAAAAUAAUUUAUUCAGACAGAUCAGAGAUAGAGCCGAGGCCAAGGAGCAGCAGCUGUGACUGAACAGACAUAAACUAAACGUUAUCUGAACUCUUCAGGAACAACCAUAUCAUUCACAGUCCAUAUCUAACCUUGCACAGCAUCAGUGAUGGUACAGAGCAGAGAGUACUCAGAGGGAAAUGAUCAAGACGUCUCCUCUGACUCUUCUCUCUGCUCAGCCGCUCACUGAUUUCAGUUUAAACAUGUAACAGGAGAGAAAGGAAAGGCUUCCUCAUAAUAACAGAGUCAACAGCUCACUGUGUGUCUGUAUGAAAAGCUUCAUUCAGCAGUUAUAAAGACUGUGACACAAACAUGGAGGAAACAAAGCACAGUGAGGUUGGUUUUCCUGUUGUACUACGAUGUGAAUCUGUGCUGUUAUAAAACAAAGUUAAAACACACUGAACUGCUGCUUUUAUUAAUUCUCUGCACAGUUUAAUGUGUUAUAAAGUCUGUGAAGAAAUCCUAGUUGUAAUCAUCCAGACAGAGAAACUGUCUUCAUGUAUAAUAUCUGUUUAAUAAAUGCUCAGUUACACCGGUCUCUAUAGAGUUUUAUGACUGAUGUUGACUGAGAUUAAAUAUUAUUUCAGUCAUAUCUCACUCUCUCUUGUUAAAACAGGAAAUACAUGUUUCUGAAUUUUUUUUCUGUUGUAAAAAAAAAAAAAAAGACAGCAGCUUUCAGAGGAGAACCUGCAUUAAUCUGGCAGGACCGAACCGUGUAUCUACAGCAGAAGCAGCCUGUUAUAUUCACAUUUCUCAGAGCAACUGACUCCAUGUUGUUGUGGAUAAACAGUGGAUAUGAGAGUUACUUCCUGCUCUGUUAGCCUCGCGACUCUGCUGUUUAUCUGCAGACGUUAACGAUGAAAUUAGACUUUUAACUGUCUGAAAACACCUGAAACCACUUCACCUGGACCAGACUGACCCGGAACCCGGUCCACACGGCCCUACUAACCCGGCUAACCUGGCCCGGGUCCAGUGUGUGACAGUAAACACGGGUGAAGAUGCCUCCUAUGAUGGAGAUAAUAACUGCAGAGCAGCUGAUGGAGUAUCUGGGAGACUACAUCCUGGAGACCAAGCCUAAAGAGAUAUCAGAGGCUCAGCGACUCAACUAUGAGCAGAACAUGAGUGAUGCCAUGGCCGUGCUGCACAAGCUGCAGACAGGUCUGGAUGUGAACGUGAAGUUCACCGGGGUACGGGUCUUUGAGUACACCCCAGAAUGCAUCGUGUUUGAUCUGCUGGACAUCCCCCUGUACCAUGGCUGGCUGGUCGACCCCCAGAUGCAUGACAUCGUCAAGGCCGUGGGCAACUGCAGCUACAACCAGCUGGUGGAGAAGAUCAUUUCCUGCAAACAGUCAGACAACAGCGAGCUGGCAGGAGAAGGAAUCGUAGCAGAGCAGUUUUUGAACAGCACAGCCACUCAGCUCACCUACCACGGUUUAUGUGAGCUCACAUCCACCGUCCAGGAGGGAGAGCUCUGUGUCUUCUUCAGGAACAACCACUUCAGCACCAUGAUCAAGUACAAGGGCCAGCUCUACCUUCUGGUGACAGACCAGGGUUUCCUGACCGAGGAGAAGGUUGUCUGGGAGAGUCUGCACAAUGUCGACGGAGACGGCAACUUCUGUGACUCAGAGUUCCGGUUGCGGCCUCCUUCGGAUCCAGAGACCGUGUACCGAGGCCAGCAGGAUCAGAUAGACCAGGACUACCUGAUGGCCUUGUCGCUGCAGCAGGAGCAGCAGAGUCAGGAGCUGCAGUGGGAGCAGCUCCCUGAGGGGAUCUCUGACCUAGAACUGGCCAAGAAGCUUCAGGAGGAGGAGGACCGACGAGCCUCCCAGUACUACCAGGAGCAGGAGCAGGAGCAGGCGGUGGCAGCAGCACAGCAGGGUCAACAGGAAGCUGCCAAUGGAGACGAAGCCGACAGAGGAGGUGCAGGAGCAGGUGGAGCAGCGGCUGCAGCUGGGACGGCGGCAGUCGGAGGCAUGCCCAGUCCAGGAAAACAGUCAUCGAGCGGGGAGCGCAAAGCCAAGAGGGAGGCGAAGGAUAAAGACAAAUGUGUGAUUUUGUAACAUACAGAGUGUGUGUGUGUGUGUGUGUGUGUGUGAGAGUGUGAGAGAGAGUGUGUGAGAGGAUGGGGACACAGCACCUGUUACUGGACUCACACCGCGGAGCCCCCCCGCAGGACUAACAGGGGGAGGACCCCACCCCCCUCCUGCUGCUCCCAAACCACUGGUGCCUGCUGUCGUCAGAGGACGGGACACGACCACGACCCCCCGGGCUCCACACAGUUAGUUACCUGCUGCAGCGCACCACCUGUGAUGAGGGUGGAGUUAAUCUGAGGAGGUUUUAUAGCAACAUAAUCUGAAGAAACUACACGUCGCUCAUUUCACUCAUCACUGCAGCUUAUAAGCUUUUUUCUACUCCUGGAUAUUUACACACAGUUUCUGUUUUAGUGCCGUUUUUUUACGUUAGCUGUCGAUGCCAAGUUUCACAUGUUAUUUAUGUAACGGGAGCGGUUUGUGUUGUUGUUGAGAGGGAUUUGUCCUGUUAGAGAUCAGUGUAAUGCACACCUGUUCCUGAGGAGCAGACAGAUACUGUAGCUUCAACACUCAUCACAGCUGGUUCAGAUUUUGCCUUAACAGCGAGCAGCAGUGUUGUACUCUGUCUGAACGUGUGUGUGUGUGUGUGUGUGUGUGUGUGUGUGUGUGUGUUCACUGAUGGAACAAAGUCUCUAAUUGGAAACAGACAAAUCUUUGAUGCUGUAUCAGUUUAAAUCUAACAUUUGUAAUGUUGUGAUUCUGAGCUGAGUGUGUGUGUGUGUGUGUGUGUGUGUGUGUGUCCUCUGUUCGGUCCUGGACGUUUCACAGGUUUUCUAAAGAAACAGAGUUCAGUCAUACACCUCUGAACCAGAUCAGCUCAGACCUCAGAUCUGAGGCAACAACAACUCCAGUUACAGGAGUUACAGUUACAGUUACAGUUACAGAUCCAGAUCCAGUGGGUCAAUCUCAGCUCCUCUGUCAGAUCCCGAACAGGCUGGAUCCAUGUGGAUCCUGGUGGAGAGUUGUGUCAGUGCAGGUUGAAGCGGAGCUGCUGAGGAUGAGCUGGAUCUUCACUCUGAACUCUGAAUCUCUGUCUUAUGACCUUUUUAAACUUCAUGUCACUGCAGACUCAUAAUGUACAUAUUUCCUCUGAUGGAUUGAGCUGGUGGUUUGUGCCAUUACUGAACCGUGGGACUGCCUCCUGACAGACUUUUCUAUCUAAACAUUCCAGUCGGAUGCCUUGUUUCAGACAGAGGAGGGUUGUAGCACAGAGACAGGUGUGAGGACAGGACGCUGACGUGGAAGCAGCAGGUGACGUCCUGCAUUCGGCUGUGUUUUGUAUAUAUCUGACGCCUUACGACAUUUCAGCGUAUUUUCUAGGUGAGAGGAAACAGGCGUGUGAGCAGAACGAGACAAUCCAUUCAUCUUUUUCACUCAGACAUCAGAAAUACUCUCAGGCCUUUUACUGAAGGGACGAAUCCUUGCGUGUCUUUUUCAAACAGGAAGCUUUGUAUCAACUCAGUCCCUCGGCCUGUCGUCACUUCCUCCUCACAGCUUUUAGUUUCCUGUGUGUUUAUACUCACAGCAGCCAUCUUAAACUCUGAAGGAUUUAACACUAGUUUAUUUAAAAACUUCACACUAACACUUUGACGUGACCUGCUCCUCCUGUGUUCACUACCUGAUGUAAAUAAAAACCCUUCAACAGGGUUGAGGAACAUGAAUGUCUCCUCAGCAGCUUUUUGUUUCCAUGCAGAUUAAAUAAAUAACCUGUGAUCAGAGCAGGAGGAGGAGCAGGAGGAGCAGGAGGAGGCUCUGUGGAAACGUCGUGCUGUUUGUUUCUGUGAGUUUCAGCUCAGUCACGUCUCGAGCUGAUGAAACAUUCCAAUGGACGUUUAAAGAAAAUGAAUCUGAUUGAUUGUGUGUUGGUGUUUGGAGCCUCAGUUUCUCUUCUUCAGCUCAUCACAUCUUUUAUUUGUGUUGUGUUUGACCCUCACUCCUACGAUGAACUGAUCAGAAGGAUUUCAUGUGUCGGUGUCUCUUGGUGGUUCUUGUGAUGUUGGGUAAAUGCUGUAAAGUUGUUGGUUGUUGAACAUUUAAUCUUUGUGAUUGGUUUGCACUGUUACAUUGAUAUGCACUAACAGAAGAGAUACAUACCUCAUUUUAUACAGAACAUUAAAUUGUGCUAUUGUUCUUUGGGAACCUUUUAAAAACUGAAUAAUGGCCAAAAGAAAAUCUCUCUGCUGGUGAAUCUGUUGGAAGGCGUGAAAGGGCUGAUUAACGAUUAAAGAUUAGAACUUGCUGCAAUCAUUCAGGUCAGUGGUUCACCUGCACCAGGACAGAGGCCUGAGGACCAGCUCACAGGUAGACCAGGUGGGAGGGGGGUCGCUCUGAUCUGGAUCCACUCUCAGAGCAUGGAAACACUGGUCUCCACUCAGUCCACAAAACAACGGUGUAGGUGCACCAGAGUUUAACCACACGACGUUCACAGGACUUUAACAUACAGGGAGGCGGGGGAGUGUUGUGGUCGAUGUAGCAGAAGGAAACGAGACACAGCUAAUCAACCUAAUGGGAGAAGACUUCUUUAGUACCAGAUUUCCAGCUCUGACUUUGUUCAGGACUGAGACGUCAGAGUGAAACUUUAUUAACAAACGACCCCGAGAACAUUUCUGUUGUUUCCACUGUUCAGAUCUUUAUGUUCAGAUCUUCAUGAUCAGAUCUCUUAACGUUCAGGUCUCACAGGACUCAGAGACAGGAAGGUGUUUGUGAAUACAGGAGGUUACUCAUCUGUGUUGAUUUCAAUGUUCAUCUAUUUACAUCAAUGACCAAAUAAUGUAUGUAGCCUUUCACAUUACAGUCACAUAUUGUAUAUGGUGAUAUAUAUAAAUAUAUAUAUAACUAAAUGCCUUAUAGACGAGGGACAUUCAACCUGAUUAGAAGUUACCAGGAUAAUAAAAGACUAAGAUCAAUA
Molecule: messenger RNA, 7612 nt
Organism: Lates calcarifer (barramundi perch)
Lineage: Eukaryota; Metazoa; Chordata; Actinopteri; Centropomidae
Gene: mindy2
Product: MINDY lysine 48 deubiquitinase 2
Exons: 9
Coding region: 3613-4674 (353 amino acids)
Biological process (GO): protein K48-linked deubiquitination
Cellular component (GO): cytosol; cell periphery
Molecular function (GO): cysteine-type deubiquitinase activity; cysteine-type carboxypeptidase activity; K48-linked deubiquitinase activity
Source: RefSeq, a predicted model, not a curated record